GAAGUUUUAUUUUAAAUCUAGAUUUAAAUUAGUCACAAUGAAGUCCUUUCUCAGGGCGUAUAUUAGAAUGGUCGAAAGAUUGGCAAAUGGGACAUAAAAUUUAGAUCUCUCUAGUUUGAUGACUUUCAUAAUAUGUAUUUUUUAACAUAGUUAAUUUUUAAGUGGUAGUGGAACUUAUGACAACCAAAAUUUGAAACUUAGUCAUUGGGUUGAU
Molecule: messenger RNA, 214 nt
Organism: Paramecium primaurelia
Lineage: Eukaryota; Ciliophora; Oligohymenophorea; Peniculida; Parameciidae
Source: the annotation of a GenBank genome assembly